This is a messenger RNA of Amphiprion ocellaris (clown anemonefish), 4978 nucleotides long. Its product is annotated as olfactory receptor 52B2-like. Gene Ontology annotation, cellular component: membrane. Gene Ontology annotation, biological process: G protein-coupled receptor signaling pathway. The transcript has a single exon. Lineage: Eukaryota; Metazoa; Chordata; Actinopteri; Pomacentridae. Bases 3348 to 4289 code for a protein of 313 amino acids. The record is from RefSeq and is a predicted model, not a curated record. Gene Ontology annotation, molecular function: olfactory receptor activity; G protein-coupled receptor activity.
AUCAGUUCACUGUCUUCCGCAUUUGCAUUUUGUUUUGUUUUUUUGGUUGUCUUUUUUUAAUCUACAAGUCCCCUUGUCAAUUCCCAGAUGUGUAGGCGUGGAGGUCUGUAGUGAUAAUUGCUGUCUUGUUUAGACUCAUGUUAAAGAGUCUUGGGUGACUGAACAUUCCAAACAUCAAUUUCAGGUCAUUCUCUCCUCCUGUAUCUAUUUCAAUCCCUCUUAUCUAUGUUAUUUGACGAUUAUACAAACAGGAUUUAAAAUAAAAGGUUGUCAGUUUGCAUUGUAAUCUAUAUACAUCUUUUUCAAGGGAGCAAGAGAUGACUGAACAAUCAAACAUUAGAAAAUAAAGAAACAUGGGAAGGUGAUAGAAUUGGAUUUUUACUCAAGCCCAAAACUCUACAGGAGUUCAAGCUCUCUUUUUGCAUUUUUUUUGCUUUUUAUUGGACAGUAUCAGUGGAGAAGCAGACAAGAAAUUGAGAAGUGGGGAUGCAAAAGAGAACGACAUGCAAAGCAUCUUGUGUUGUGGCCUGUCAUGCUGUGUGUGACCUUAACAGGGCUUCACUUGUUCACUCAAAAAAUGGUAACACUGCAGUCACCGAUUCUGUUGCCUUCAUUUGAGUAAUUUAUUCACACUUUAAACGAGAUAAUAAAAUAUGUCUAAGGCUAACUUGGGGUCAAAGACUGUCCUGAUGCCAUUUUCUACAGUUUUGUUUGUGUUUGCUAAAGAAAAAAGACUUAUUCCCACAUAUUCCUUUCUUAACAGCUGGACAUCAUCUGAUUAAUUCUAAUAAAUCAAAAAAUAAUUAGUCAUGAAAUUAUUAGAUUAGAGCAAUGCGAGGCAAAAAAGAAAAGAUUUACGUUGCCUUAAUAGGUUUAAAAAUUGUGAGUAUAGAGUGUUAUUUGCAAUCAACACAUAAAAAGUCGAUCUACCAGGUCAAAAGACAAACUGUGGAUAGUGCAACGAGGAAUAUGCCUUAAUCAUUGGAUUACUGAGCAAUCUAGUUGUGUUUUUUUGUAUUUUCAAGUGAAUAAAAACAUUUAAUGUAUGGAUAUGUAAACCACUCAGUGCACCUUUAUACACACUCAAACGUAAAGCAAUACAAAACUGCACUAAACUCCUAUAUGUCACCGCUGCUUUAGGCCUCAGGCAUAUUAAACAUUUUAUGAUAACAAAACUGCCAGAAACAGACGAUUCAGUUUUUCAGUUUCAUAGUGAGUUCCUGUUGGGAUUAAUAUGCAGAAGCAGACCAAGCGGCCACUUACAGGAUGAAUCAAGUUCACCUAACUUGGCUGUGUUUAAGUCCAGCUGAACAUGUAAACUCUCCAGAGAAAAGGCCUGAGACAGCAGAUUCACACGAUGCACUUUGCUGUGAGGCAGCACAACUGGAGAAAGAGCAAACCAAGUAAUUAGAGGGUCAAAUCAAUUAUGAAAGCAGCUCAAAGGUCCAUCCUGUCCGUUUCUCAGAGGGAGAUGAUUAGUCUUUCCUAAUGUCCUAACUGGCCUUUUGUGUGAAUGAAUAAUGUCCUAGUUCCCUGUGGCCUGAUGUGACCACAUUAGCGUUCUGUUUCAAUUAACGUUUCUCUGCUGAGAUACAUAAACAAACGUAAAAAAGCAGAAUAACAAUGUUUUAACACACUUUUCAUAAAUAUUAAUACAUCAUAACAUGAUUCUGUGGAUAUUUAACUAAUACAUUACAAAUUAAUGUAGAGAAAAAAAACCUAUUUUCAGCAGAAAGCAGAGAUAUAGAGCAGUGCUUGAGUUUAAAAUGUUUUACAUAAUAACACACUUGUGUUAAACAUGAAAGUUCAGAAAUCAAACAUUUGCAAGUUUUUAUGUCAAAGGCAACCUGACAUAACAACGUGUAAACAUUUCAUUCAUACGCAGCCUCCCAUGGGCGUUAUUAAACAUCAUCCUUCAUUAGCAAAUAAAACAGUAUCUCAUUAAGGACCGGAGAUUUGCUGUUUGUCCAGGGAUUAAUUACAACGUGAGACAGUUAAUAACACAUCCUUUCAUCAUAUCUCAGAGGUCCUCAUUAAUAAAUGUGUUUUGACAAAGUAAUGAGGCAUGGAGCUGAUGUAAUUCUGCCUACUUAAAGUGUAUCCAGUUACAUAAGACUUUAGCAGCAUUCCUUGGAGUUGAAAAGUUCCUAAAAAACAUAAUUUACAUUAUUUCUAUUGCUGUGUCUGAUAUUGUUGUAUUAAUGUGAUCUGAGCUGUCUUAUGGCUCUCAAGAUUGAUAUUUAUAAAGAUAUAUUCCUUUAAAUAAACGUGUUUAAAAGUAUGGAUUUAGAUUUGAUGUUCCACUCUUAAAACAGAUAUUUUUUAAUAAUAAUUUUAAUAUAAUUUAAUCUCUGAAACAGACAUACAGUAGAUUUAACAUUUUAAAAUCACUGUAAACUUUUGAAACAUGAGAAGUCCAGCAUCUUUUGCUGAAAUACUACUUGAUUCUAUCUAAAUACUGUGAUUCAAAUGAUUACAGACUUGAUGUAAUGACAAAUAAAAGUAAAACAGUUAUUAUGAGGGCUGAUAACAUGACACUGACAUUUGUUUAUGAUCUAAAACAAAACUUAACUUCACUAAGAAGUGAAUCGAACUUUCUUCAUAUCUCCUUUUUAUCAAAGGUGCUCAAGAAGAAAAGUUAAAAUCUGUUGUCAUCAAAUGUACAGAUCAUCAGCGAAACAAAAAUUUAAAACAAAUAAAUAAAUAAACUGUGCAGAAUAAAGAGGUUGUUUUGUUUAAUAUGGCCUUGGCUAAUCUACUGAUUCUCUCUUUGUUUGAUUAGAAUUGCUAACAAAAGCAGCAACAGCUCUACAUUUUAAACCCUGAGUCAGGCUCACAACAAAUAAGUAGAAUGGUGCACAUUUUUCCCCCCAUAGUUUCUUUUUGUGUGUGUUUUACCCAUUUUCAUUUUAAAUUCUUCUUCAUCGGUUUCCUCCAUCUUGAGCCUGUCACUUAUGCUUCAAUCAUCAAUGCAUGUAAACUCAUCCUAUUCAUCAGUUUGCUGGCAAUGAAUUCAGUAUUUUGAGGGAACUUCUACUGUAAAACUGUAAUUUACUUUACAUACGGAGUACAAAAUGAAAAAAACAAACAAAAAACCCAAAUGUGCCUUUAAAAUCUAAGAACUUUGUAUUUUCAGUAAUCCUGAUAUUGCAUAUCUUUGCAAAGCCAACAAGAAUCCCAAAGGCAAAAGGUGACGUAGACGACGUACGGUUAUGGUGACAUUAAAUACAGUGAGACGGCCCGUUCUCAACACUUUAGGCAGCAUCACUUUGAAAGUACCAUGUUGUGACUUCUGUGCACACUGACUUCAUUUCUGAUACAUUUUAACAACUGUCUCAUUCAUUUGAAUGACAAUGGAAAACAAAUCUUUUGGCUUUAGUUCUGAGUUAACCUUGGACCCGUUUGUUAUUCCACCAGGAGGAAAGUAUCCCAUAUUUUUUCUGGGUAUUGCGAUUUAUUUUUUUGGAAUUUCCUGCAACCUCACCUUGCUGACUCUGAUCAUGCUAAGGAGGAACCUUCACAAGCCCAUGUAUUUCAUCCUGUUCAGUCUCCCCCUCAAUGAUCUGAUAGGAAUAACUGCAAUGCUGCCAAAAGUACUUUCAGAUAUUGUCACGGAGACACACACGGUUCACUAUCCUCUGUGUGUUUUACAAGCUUUCUUGCUCCACAUGUAUGGUGGUGGAAUACUGUUCAUUCUUGCAGCAAUGUCCAUUGAUCGAUAUGUUGCCAUCUGCAUGCCGUUACGCUACACCUCUGUUAUGACUCCCAGAGUUGUUAUCUGCAUCAUCUCCCUAGUUUGGGGUCUUGACUUUGUCUUGAUUGUAUCGCUGUUCUCCUUGCAGACGAGGCUUCCCAGGUGCAAAUCUGUCAUCAUGAAUGUGUUCUGUGAUAAUCCGUCUCUCCUGAAACUCACAUGUGGGAACACGGCAGUCAAUAAUAUCAUUGGGCUGUUUAACACGGCGGUCAUGCAAGCUGUGAGUGUGUCUAUUCAGGCGUUUUCCUAUGUUAAAAUCCUGAUCACAUGUGUGGUUACAAGAAAAUCUGAAGCAAAGACGAAAGCCGUCAACACGUGUAUCGCACAGUUAGUGAUACUGAUCGUAUUUGAAGUGGUGGGAACUUUCACUAUUUUAUCUCACAGGUUCAAAAAUGUCUCUGCUGACUUGCAGAAGAUAAUGGGCAUGCUCAUAUUUCUUGUACCUCCACUCCUGAAUCCGAUCGUAUACGGGCUGUAUACAAGUGAAAUACGAACCACUCUGCUGAGAGUGUUAAAAAACAGAGUAUCCUUCUAAGUUUCCGUGGAGACAACUGUACAUGAAACCACAGGAAUGUCAUGCUCUUGAGCUCAAUUCCACUUCACGGAUUGUUCUGUGUGAAAGCCCUAAAUCUAAAUGAAAAGGCUGUUUUUUGAGUAUGACAGGAUUUGAGCAUUUCUUUACUGAUAUUUUUGUUUUGACUAAAUAUGACUUGCUGUGAAUUUAAAAAACAAAGGUGCAGCUUACUGCAAUCAUAAAAAUGUAUUUGAGCUAGUAACUUAUCUAGGUAGUGAUCUUUUUUUUAGCGUUUUCAGUUGGUGUGUUUGGUGCUUUGUGUUGAUUAAGAAGAGCGGUCAGUAUAUGGAAAACAUACUGCACAUAGUCGAGCAUGUUUUGCUGAUAUUUUAAUUCAAGGAGUUUUAACUGACUUAAAAUGCAACCUGUUAUUAACUAUCAUCUUUCCUUUUUAUUGUAUGUUUAAAUAUUGUUUUCUGUAAAGAAGAGUGAACUUUGUAGCUCAUCGUUUUAAGAAUGCACAUUUUCAUUUACUGUGUUUCAGUUUAUGUUCCAUAACUAUCUGGUGUCAAACAACUUCACAUCUACUAAUGACACUGCUUUUUUUUUUCUUUUUUUUUAAAAAAGAGGAAUAAUCUAAAAGAGGAUGCUUUUCUAUAAAAAGAUGUCUGAUGUUUUCCAUUAAUAAAAUCCAGUUAUUUUGAAACGUU